This is a messenger RNA of Olea europaea var. sylvestris, 1188 nucleotides long. Its product is annotated as plant UBX domain-containing protein 1-like. Gene Ontology annotation, molecular function: ATPase binding. Gene Ontology annotation, biological process: protein-containing complex disassembly. The transcript is spliced from 7 exons. NCBI's taxonomy places the organism in Eukaryota, Viridiplantae, Streptophyta, Magnoliopsida, Lamiales, Oleaceae. Bases 136 to 897 code for a protein of 253 amino acids. The record is from RefSeq and is a predicted model, not a curated record.
UCCAAGGCGGCCCUAAAAUGUUAGAAAGCCAAAUUCUCACUCAAGCACACGCAGCGAACAAGAUAACGAAAUAUAAAUGCUGAGAACCCAUGAAAAACCGAGAGAAAAAGUGAUUUGAGAUUGUUCAAGUCGGUGAUGAUAAUUGGUUCCUCACCAGCUUCGAAACGCGGAAGAUUCACAACUCUUCACUUCAUGGACCCUGAAUCUGUCAAGGUUAUUCAGGAAAAGUUUGCAGCUGCCAAAGAAAAAUAUGGGCGGGAUAUCCGUGUGUUCGAAACAUCAAGAGCCUCUGCAAAUAAUAGUGACGUUCCAAGCACUGAGGAGCCAGAUGACUUUUAUGAUUUUACAGCAGAGGACUAUUUUCGGCUGAUGUCUACAAAAAAGGAAGAUAAAUACCUGAAGACUCGAAAAAUUCGUGAAGCAGAAGAAGCUACUCGUAGGUCAAAGAUAACGAAGGCUGUUAUCAGAGUUCGUUUUCCUGAUAAUUACACAUUAGAGGCAUCAUUUCAUGCAUUGGAAACAAUUCAGAGUCUAGUUGAUCUUCUCAUGAAAGUCGUUGCUCAUCCAGAAUUGCCAUUUUAUCUAUAUACAACACCUCCCAAAAAGCAAAUAAUGGAGAUGUCACAGGAUUUUUAUUCCGCUGGCUUCGUGCCUGGUGCAAUUGUGUAUUUUUCAUAUGAUGUGCCAAAAGGUGACGAUGGUUCUGCACCAUCAGGCCCCUUCCUUCAGGAAGAUGUCAUGUCUUUGCUAGGUCUGGAAUUUGUUGAAGAGCAGGCUGGGACUUCUCAACAGUCCCAACCUGAAACAGAAUCUGUGAUAUCUAGCUCCUCUGCUGCUCCUGAGGUAAAACCUGCUGCUGAUAAGAAGAAGAUCAAACCAAAAUGGUUGAAAAUGUGAUCCGGUUGACACUACACUAGGGUGAUAUUUUCUCUUCCUCUCUAUUGAGUCUGUUUCGCUGGUUGUUCUUUGACAUAUUAUUACAGACGACUUAAACUUGUUGCACUGGUCUGUUCAUGGGAAUAUGUAAUAUGAGCUGCACAUGGAUUGCCUACAGUUCACUAUGCUGUCUAGGUGUUCGAAAUUUCAAAAACUCUAACAAAGCAAAUUGUUAUCAGUGCAUUGUUUGAUAGUGUGAAUAUUGUCAGAUAAUUCUGGUUUAUUAUUGAACAGCCUUCUUUAUGGUUUUAA